CCUCCUCGCCCCCUCCCUGCCUCCGCUCUCCUCCGCUGGUCGCCAUGGUGCAGAUGAUGGAGUCGCAGUGCGAGUACUUCAUGUACUUCCCCGCGGUGCCCAUCAGCGACCUGUCGGACCCGGCGCGGUACCGCGCGCUGCCGCGCCGCAGUCACCUGUACCUGGGGGAGACGGUGCGCUUCCUGCUGGUGCUGCGCUGCCGCGACGGGGGGGGCACGCCGAGCGAGCCCGGCCCCGCAGGCGGCGCCGACGGCCCGGCCGCCGUCUUCGGGACGGAGUCGGCCAGCGGCCGGGCCUGGCGGGAGCUGGCGGGUUCGCUGUGCGCCGUGGCCAGCGUGAGCCCGGGGGACAGCGCUCGCCACCGAGGCCACCAUCACCACAACUACCAGGGCGGCGGGGACGAGGCCCGCGAGGACGGCGAGGACGACUACAUGGCGGCGGCCGAGGCGGCCAUCGCGGCGCUGGGCAGCCGGGUGGACUCACGCUGCCGCAGCUUCAGGGACUGCAAGCCGCUGCUCAUACACAACUCGUCUGGCACGGCGGCGAGGGAAUUUCGCAGGGCGCCUGUUCAGUCUCCACUGGACGAACCGGUGGUGCUGACCGAUGAGGUCAUCUUCCCUCUCACCGUCUCCCUGGACAAACUCCCCGUCAGCACCCUGAAGGUCAAGGUGAUGGUGACCGUGUGGAAGAAAGAGGCGGAGAAAGGGGAGGUGCAGGAGCUCGGCUACCUGAGCGUCCUGCAGCAACGAGAGCCGACACACACCUUCAGACACGACCUGAACACCUUCAAAGCUCAGGUGAGCACCACGCUGACCGUCCUGCCCCCCCCCACCCUGCGCUGUAAGCAGAUGACCGUCUCCGGGAGACACCUCGUCGUCCUCAAAGGUUACUGUCCUUUAACAUCUGAGUGUACUAGUAUACUACAUGUGAGAUGUGUACUAGUAUACUACAUGUGAGAUGUGUACUAGUAUACUACAUGUGAGAGAUGUACUAGUAUACUACAUGUGAGAUAUAUACUAGUAUACUACAUGUGAGAUGUGUACUAGUAUACUACAUGUGAGAUAUGUACUAGUAUACUACAUGUGAGAUGUGUACUAGUAUACUACAUGUGAGAUGUGUACUAGUAUACUACAUGUGAGAGAUGUACUAGUAUACUACAUGUGAGAGAUGUACUAGUAUACUACAUGUGAGAUAUAUACUAGUAUACUACAUGUGAGAUAUAUACUAGUAUACUACAUGUGAGAGAUGUACUAGUAUACUACAUGUGAGAUAUGUAGUAGUAUACUACAUGUGAGAUAUAUACUAGUAUACUA
Gasterosteus aculeatus aculeatus (three-spined stickleback) is the source of this 1313-nucleotide messenger RNA. The record is from RefSeq and is a predicted model, not a curated record. NCBI's taxonomy places the organism in Eukaryota, Metazoa, Chordata, Actinopteri, Perciformes, Gasterosteidae.